AGCUUUAGUAUAAAACAGUGCAAUUUGUUUAAGUGAGCAUUUAAACGAUUGAAGUUGAAAACGAGUAAUUUACAGGAGCCUUUUGUGAUAUUUCAGGAAUAUUUAGCUGGAGAAAAUACAGGAUGCAUAAGCACAGCAGAAUAACAGAAAUGAUGAUGACCCUAGAGAUGACAUGGCUAAAUUUAAGCUUCGUGGAGAAAAUCCUGCGAAAGUCAGAAGGAGACGAUUCGAUUCAGGUGAUCGAUAUGUCUACAAAACCAGCCACGAAGAAAGGUGACAACUAUCUUAGCGAUAUGUUCAGAAUUAUGAUUGAAUUUUCACGUAAUCAAGGCGGCAAUGAGAUUAAAGAGAAAAAAUCAAUUAUUGUCAAACUCUUACCUAUAAUUGAAAGUAUUCGACAAAAAUUCAUUGUAUUAUCAGGUUUUUUUCACAUCGAAAUAUCAAUGCUAUCAGAUACCUUGUAUAAAAUGAAUAAAUUGUUAGAGCCUAAGUACCGUUUAAGCGGGAAAAGUCUAUAUGUGCAAAACGAAAAUCCAACGCUUCUUGUAAUGGAAGAUCUUAUGUUUCUUGGUUUUCGAAUGGCCGACCGUUUGUCUGGCCUUGACCUAGCACAUUCUAUAUUGGCGUUACAAGGACUUGCCAGAUUUCAUGCAGCCUCUGUCGCCAUAUGUGAGAAGGAACCAAAACAAAAAGAGUAUUCGAAAGGAAUGUUUUGCCAUCAGCACCCGCCAGAAUUGCGUGUUUUUUUCGUUAUGGCUAUUAAAGCUUUAGCAGAUGAGAUUGCAAACUGGCCAGAAGUGAAAAAAUAUGCGGAAAAAAUUGCUAAACUCUCCGAUCACGUAUAUCAAAUAGCAGAAAAUGCAAUCAAGAUUUCUGAGGAUGAUUUGAACGUUAUUAAUCAUGGUGAUUGUCAUCUGAACAAUAUGUUGUUUAAAUACGAUAAUGAUGGUAAACCUAUUGAUCAGAUUUUUGUAAGUACCACGUUCCUUUGUAUUUCAGAUUAUUGGUUCCAGCCCAGCGUUAUCUUAGAAUUUCAAAUGUGCGUCUACACGACGCCAGCACUCGAUCUUCAUUAUUUUUUCAAUACAAGUCUUUCCAUGGAUGUCAUGGAAAAUGAGAGAAAUACUUUAUUAAACGAAUAUCUUGGCAUCUUGUCAGCGACUAUGAAACAACUGAGUUGCAAGACACAGCCGCCUACCAUGGAAGAAUUGAAAGCUAGCCUAAAGCGAAGUGUUAGCUAUGGAAUGAUAGUAGCCUUCACGAUUUUACCGCUCAUGUUGUGUAAUAAGAAUAAAUCAAAAGAUUUGGAUGAUAUCAUGAGCACGGGUACUUUUAUAAAUCCAGGUUUACAGAAAAUGGCUCUAGAAACAUCGACAUGGCUAAAUCUGUGCUAUGUAGAGAAAAUUCUGCGAAAGUCAGAAAACGACAAUUCGAUUCAGGUGAUCGAUAUAUUUUCAAAACCGGCUACGGUGAAGGGUGACAACUACACUAGCGAUAUGAUUAGGAUUAUUGUCGAAUAUUCACGCGGCUCUAAAAUUAAAGAGAAAAAAUCAAUUAUUGUGAAACUGUCACCUCUCCUUGAAGGUGUUCGACAGAAAAUAGUCACACAAGCAGGUUUCUUUCACACCGAAAUGUCGAUGAUGUCCGAUACUUUGAAUAAAAUGAAUAAGUUGUUGGGAUCGAAGCAUCGCUUGAGCGCGAAAAUUCUCUAUGCGCAAAAUGAAAAUCCAGUACUUCUGGUGAUCGAAGAUCUCGCAUCUCUCGGUUUUCAAAUGGCUGAUCGUUUGUCUGGUCUUGAUCUAAAUCAUUCCAUAUUGGCGCUUCACAGACUUGCCAUGUUUCAUGCAGCCUCCGUAGCUCUAUGCGAGAAGGAACCAAAGCAAAAAGAGAUGUAUACGAAAGGAAUAUUUUCUAAUCAGCAUCCUCCAGAUAUAAAAGAAAUUUUCAUUAAGAGCAUGAAAGCUCUAGCAGACGAGAGUGUGAACUGGCCAGAAGUGAAAAAAUACUCGGAAAAAAUUGCUAAACUCGCCGACCAUAUAUUUCAAAUAGGAUUGAAUGCGAGCCAACUCUGUGAAGAUGAAUUUAAUGUUAUUAAUCAUGGUGAUUGUCACGUGAAUAAUAUGUUAUUCAAAUAUGACAAUAAUGGCAAACCUACUGAUCAGAUAUUUGUAGAUUUCCAAAUAAGUGUCUACGCAUCACCGGCACUCGAUCUUCUCUAUUUUCUCAAUUCAAGUAUUUCCCUCGAUAUCAUUGAAUACAAGAGAGAUGUUCUAUUAAAUGAAUAUCUUGAUACCUUGACAACGACUAUGAAGUUAUUGAACUGCAAGACUCAGCCGCCCACCAUGAAAGAACUAAAGGCUACCCUAAAACGAAGAGCUAGUUUUGGAAUGAUAACAUCCUUCGUCAUUUUACCGUUUAUGCUGUGCAGUAAAGCUGAGGCGAAAGAUUUGGAUGAAAUAUUGAGCACUGGUACUUAUAUAAAUGCAGGUUUAAAAAGUGAGAGUUAUAAAAAAAUAUUGAUAAAAAGACUGCCACUGUACGACGAGUGGGGUUUGCUGGAUCUCUAAUAUUUCACAUAGAUAAUAUUUCACAUUCAGAGAUAGAACAUUAAUAAA
Atta colombica is the source of this 2615-nucleotide messenger RNA. RefSeq lists its product as uncharacterized. The record is from RefSeq and is a predicted model, not a curated record. Lineage: Eukaryota; Metazoa; Arthropoda; Insecta; Hymenoptera; Formicidae. The transcript is spliced from 14 exons. The coding region runs from base 123 to 2567 and encodes 814 amino acids.